GGUCCACACAUGCUUCGCUCAACUGGUGUCUCCCAACUCUGGGCCAAAACGACGUCGUCCCCACUGAAAACGACGUCGUUCAGGCUCAUCUUCACCAACUCCACCCAUGACGAAGAUCUCUACGCCACUUUGCUCCGCAGAUUCGCCGAAACCAGAGACUCCCAGCAUGGCCGGGCACUCCACGCCAAGCUCAUCAAAGGGCCUCUUCACAAUUCUCUCUUCCUCAACAACCACAUCCUCAACAUGUACGCGAAAUGCGGUCACUUGCCCCAUGCGCACAAGCUGUUCGAUCAUUUGCCGCACAGAAAUGCUGUGUCGUGGUCCGUCCUCAUUGCGGGCUUUGUCCAGCACAACCGGCCCAGCUACGCGCUGGUGCUAUUCUCACAAAUGCACGCUGCUGGAGUCAAUAUCAACGAGUUUACCUUGGUCAGCGCACUACACGCAUGCUCAUUGUAUGAUAAUGAUAGUGAUAAUAAUGAAGGAUAUGACUAUUCUUACUAUCUGAGUCGUUUGUAUCAAGUGUACGCCUUUGUUGUUCGGUUGGGAUUUGAGUGGAAUGUAUUCUUGAUGAACGUGUUUAUGACAGCAUUGAUAAGAAGUAGGAAGUUGGCGGAGGCGUUGGAAGUUUUUGAGGCGUGUAGGGGCAAGGAUGUUGUGUCGUGGAACGCAGUGAUGGCGGGAUUGGUGCAGUUUUGUUGUGGGGAAGUGCCAGGGUUUUGGAGGAGGAUGUGCUGUGAGGGAGUGAAGCCUGAUAACUUCACCUUUUCGGGAGUUCUUUCUGGGUUGGCUGCUCUUGGUGAUGGUGGAAUGGGGGUGCAAGUGCAUGGACAGCUUGUGAAGUGCGGGCAUGGAGGCGAGGUUUGCAUUGGGAAUUCGCUGGUUGAUAUGUAUUUGAAGUGUGGAAGUUUGGAGAAAGGCAUCAAGGCUUUUGAGGAAAUGGUGGAGCGCGAUGUCUGUACUUGGAAUCAGAUGGCUGCAGGGUGCCUGAACUGUGGGAAACCGGGUAGAGCGCUUGAGUUGAUUGUGGAAAUGAGGAGAAGCGGUGUGAGGAUGAACAAGUUCACCCUUGCCACUGCCCUUACUGCCUGUGCCAACUUGGCUUCCUUGGAGGAGGGGAAGAAAGCCCAUGGAUUGAGAAUUAAGCUCGGGAAUGAUGUUGAUGUCUGCGUGGAUAAUGCCUUGCUUGACAUGUAUGCAAAGUGUGGAUCCAUGGAUGAUGCCCUGAAGGUCUUUGGGACAGUGGAGGCUCGUUCAGUUGUUUCUUGGACAACCAUGAUCAUGGGGUUUGCGCAAAAUGGCCAAGCAAGGAAAGCACUUGAGAUUUUUGAACAGAUGAGAGCUGAGGGCAAAGCACCAAACUACAUCACCUUCAUUUGCGUGCUCUACGCAUGUAGCCAAGGAGGGUUGAUUAAUGAAGGGUGGGAAUAUUUCUUGUCCAUGGACCGGGACCAUGGAAUAUCACCUGGAGAAGAUCACUAUGCAUGUAUGGUUGAUAUGCUUGGGCGAGCAGGACACAUUAAAGAAGCACGUGAGCUAAUAAGGAGGAUGCCAUUUCAGGCUGGUGUGCUGGUGUGGCAGACUCUGCUAGGAGCUUGCCGGGUUCAUGGCGAUGUGGAAACAGGAUUACUUGCAGCAAAGCAGGCGUUGAGCUUGGACAAAGACGAUUCUUCAACUUAUGUGGUAUUAUCAAACAUGUUUGCUGACGGGAGGAAUUGGAAAGGUGUUGGUAGUUUGAGGGAACUGAUGGAAACUAGAGAUGUAAAGAAAAUGCCCGGUUCAAGUUGGAUUCAGCUAAACAAAAGGUAAGAGUAUGCACAAGAGUUCAUGAUUGUCGAUCCCUUUUAAAUUAGAAUUUAGUUCAUUAUUUUAACCAGGCAACUUUAGAAAAGUUUGUUCUUUAAAGAGUUUUUACACUCUGCUUUAGACUUUUGAUGGUAGUGAUGGAUGAAUAGGUAUCCUAGUUCAUUAUAAGCAAUUUGGACUA
Vitis riparia (riverbank grape) is the source of this 1984-nucleotide messenger RNA. Its product is annotated as putative pentatricopeptide repeat-containing protein At5g09950. Gene Ontology annotation, biological process: RNA modification. Lineage: Eukaryota; Viridiplantae; Streptophyta; Magnoliopsida; Vitales; Vitaceae. The transcript has a single exon. The record is from RefSeq and is a predicted model, not a curated record. Gene Ontology annotation, molecular function: RNA binding; protein binding. Bases 10 to 1806 code for a protein of 598 amino acids.